AUGGGAGCAUUGCGUGGUCAACACCUGAUCAUCAUUCAGUGCGUCUUGGCUGCCACCUGUCAAGGAAUUCAUGAGAUAGAGAGAGCCACGGUAUAUUGGGAUGCUACCCAGAAGUCAGUUUAUUUGAGAAAAGGUGUCAUGGACAGCAUGGGGGAUGCCUAUGGAUACUUCAAUGACAGCUUGUCCAUCACUGGCUGGAGUGUGCUAGAAAUAAAAGCUGGGUACGGAAAGAUCCGCCACUCAGAUGAGGUCACCUUUUUCAUAGCUGGAUACCUGGAAGGUCACCUCACUGCUCAGCAGAUGUUCAGUCAUUACAUCAACAUGUACCCUCAGCUGAUAAAGGACAAGCGAGUCCUGGCACCCUUGAGACAUUUUCUGAGAGAGCAAGACGCAUGGACUAGAGAGCAAGUGAGGCAGAACAAGAAUGACCCCCUGUGGCAGCAUGCAGGACUGGUCAUUGCCCAGUUGGACGGGCUCCAAGCAGGCGCAGCGGACUGGGCAAAAAACCAGCAGAGGCAGUCGCUGUCUAUGUUUGCCAUACAAUUCCUCAAUGCAGUUGGAGACCUGCUGGACUUGGUCCCGAUCUUGAGAUCACGCAGAUUCAACCUCUCCGACUUAUUCAGCAAGCCAACCAUGGGUCACUGUUCCGUUCUCAUCAAGAUGUUACCAGGCUAUGAAAACCUCUUAUUUGGUCACUCGAGCUGGUAUACAUACGCUGCCUCCAUGCGCAUCUACAAGCACUGGGACCUUAGACUGUCCAGUUCAGACGUAGCCACGGGCAAGAUGUCCUUCAGCAGCUACCCUGGCCUUCUGACGUCGCUCGACGACUUUUACCUGCUGGGCAGCGGGCUGCUCAUGACGCAGACCACAAACAGCGUCUACAACAACUCGCUCUUCUCCUCCGUGACGCCACAGAGCUUGCUGGCAUGGCAGAGGGUGCGCUUGGCUAACGCCAUGGCACGGACUGGUGAACAGUGGGCUAAUAUUUUCUCAAAGUAUAACUCAGGCACCUAUAAUAACCAGUACAUGGUGGUAGACCUGAGCAAAGUGACGUUGGGCAGAAAGAUUGAUGAAGGGGCUCUGACUGUGGUCGAGCAGAUCCCUGGUCUGGUGGUUUCCUCAGAUCAGACCCAGGCUCUCCGACAAGGAUACUGGGCGUCCUACAAUGUGCCCUUUCAUCAGGACAUCUACAACCUGAGUGGCUAUGAGCUGAUGUGGAGCCAGCUGGGAGAAGACUACUCCUAUGAUCUCUGCCCAAGAGCCAAGAUCUUCCGCAGGGAUCAGGGCAGAGUCCUUAGCUGGGCCUCUAUGAAGCAUAUCAUGCGAUACAAUAACUACAAAAAGGAUCCAUAUGCCAAGGGACACCCCUGCAAAACCAUCUGCUGCCGCAAUGAUUUAAGGAUUAGGAGACCGCAUCCCACAGGCUGUUAUGACACUAAGGUGACCGACUAUCUCCAUGCGCAGAAAUUUGUCGCUGAAGCAGUGAGUGGACCCCCCACACAGGGUGGACUUCCCCCCUUCUCCUGGGAACGCUUCAACCGCACCACCCACAUGGGCCUUCCACAGAUGUACAACUUCAGCUUCGUUACCAUGCAGCCCCUUCUGUUCCUACCCUGACCUAGUCCACUAUACACGCCAGCUCCCAAUGGCCCAUCUCAUGGAAGACAGACACAUUACA
Messenger RNA from Sardina pilchardus (European sardine), 1678 nucleotides. RefSeq names its product phospholipase B domain containing 1b (gene plbd1b). The coding region runs from base 1 to 1617 and encodes 538 amino acids. Gene Ontology annotation, molecular function: glycerophospholipase activity. The transcript has 11 exons. Lineage: Eukaryota; Metazoa; Chordata; Actinopteri; Clupeiformes; Clupeidae. The record is from RefSeq and is a predicted model, not a curated record.